Molecule: messenger RNA, 721 nt
Organism: Drosophila grimshawi
Lineage: Eukaryota; Metazoa; Arthropoda; Insecta; Diptera; Drosophilidae
Product: translation machinery-associated protein 16 homolog
Exons: 3
Coding region: 40-621 (193 amino acids)
Cellular component (GO): nucleus
Source: RefSeq, a predicted model, not a curated record
UGCCAAAACAAAUUAAAACCAAAAACGUGCUAAGCAAAAAUGACGAACUUACGCAAGGAGUUGCAGAAAUGCAAGCAUCCCAACAGUCGCAAAACCAAGGCGUUGGGCAAAAAAGCGCGCCGACAGAAUAACAAACACAAAGUCCGUAUGGGGCAUGCAAUCAAGAGCAAUAUAAUGGGAGAAAAGCUGAGCUGGUUCCUGGGCCACAUCGAGGAGGGACGCACAGAGCCGUUGAGUGCACAGGAAUUUGAAGAUUUGAUUGCAUUGUAUUUCCAACGAUUCGAUGACGAACUGGAACAGAUUGCAUUAAAGCAAUCGAUUGGCAAAAAUCGGGCCAAUCAGCAUGCGGCGCGACAGGAUGUCAUCCGAAUCACCCUGGAAAAGGAGCGCAAUGAGUACCAAAGUGGUGGCAUGGAAUUGCUAAAUCUGUGUGAUGCGGCGAAAUUGAAGGUGCUGUUCGAUUGGGAUGGCAGCGCUUUGAGCGUGCAACAUUUAAAACUGGAUCUGGUCUCAUUCAACAUGCUACAACGGCUAAAGCAGACGGUUGCAGAGACAGAAACAGCAUCUACUAGCAGCAGCACCAGCAAAGCGAAAAAUACGCAGCAAAUGGAGACGGCGUAAAUUGUAUAUAUAUUAUUGCUCUUACCAUAAACAGUGCUUAGUUAUUAACACACCAACAAACACAAACAGUUGUCAAAAAAUAAACAGUUACUUGCUUGCA